This is a messenger RNA of Lodderomyces parapsilosis, 771 nucleotides long. RefSeq lists its product as uncharacterized. The coding region runs from base 1 to 771 and encodes 256 amino acids. The transcript has a single exon. Gene Ontology annotation, cellular component: membrane. NCBI's taxonomy places the organism in Eukaryota, Fungi, Ascomycota, Pichiomycetes, Serinales, Debaryomycetaceae. The record is from RefSeq and is a predicted model, not a curated record.
AUGUCAUCAUAUUCGCCUAUACCAGACCAACCACCAAAUUACCCUCCAGGAGAGGGACAGACUGGUGAAAGACAAUUUGGAGAUAAUAUUCCUGAUGAUUUCAAGUACUCAGUUGAUGUUGCUUCAUGUGAACUCCCUGUUCGUCAAUUAUUCAUUCGGAAAGUGUAUCUGUUGUUAACGAUACAAUUAAUGGCAUCGGUACUUGUCGGCUAUAUUGUGAGAUCAUCAGAGCCAAUAUUGACUUGGACUUUAAACAAUCCAUGGAUUUUGAUUGUUAACUUAUUCGCCUCAAUUGGGUUUAUGGUUGCUGCUUUUUUCAAAGCUAGGUCCUACCCGGUCAAUUUAGUGUUACUUGGUGGAUUUACGAUUUUUGAGAGUUUUACUUUGGGUAUUGCAUGUGCAUUUGUUGAGAGUACGGUUGUUAUUGAAGCGAUAUUGUUGACAAUGAUUAUAUUCAUUGGAUUGACUCUUUUCGCUUUCCAAACAAAGUAUGAUUUCAUUAGUUGGCAAGGAACCUUGGGAAUGAUUUUGUGGGGGUUAAUCGGAUGGGGGUUCAUUAUGAUGUUUUUCCCUGGAAGCAAAGGUGUUGAAAAUGUCUACUCAUUUGUUGGAGCAAUCGUAUUCAGUAUCUACAUUAUUAUUGAUACUCAAAAAAUUAUGAAGACGUGUCACCUUGAUGACGAAGUGAUUGCUACAAUUCUGUUAUAUCUUGACAUUAUCAACUUGUUUUUAUUCAUUUUGCGUUUGUUGAACAACAAUCGUGACAACUAG